AUGGAUCCCGACACUGUGAAGCUGAUGCGGGAGCGCCUCGCGACUGCUAAGUGUGCAGCGCAAGGCUCCUGGAUGCCCUUGGUCAAUAGAGUGGACGAGGUUGACCAGCUCUACGAUGCCUACCUUACUUUGAAGGACGAGGCUGUCCCAGACGAUGCUAGCCUCGGCGACCUCACGGAUGCUCAGCUUCAGCACUACGUCCGACUUCUCCAUGACGCGAUCAAGUCGACCCACCAGGCCGAGGACGCCUGGAACAAGAAUGGCAAGCCAUCAACUGCGAUGAAACACAUCAAUGAACUCAACAUGUUCGAGAUCCAGAUUGUUGCAGCGAGGCUGGUCAAGGCUGUCCACCGGGUGCAGCGUGGAAAGCUUUCAAUCCCAAGUUGGGGCUUGUUGAGCUCGCUGAGAUUGGCAAAGAAAGAUUCUUUUGAUGAUCGGAUGAGCGAUGCUAUCACAUCCUUGACUAGAAGCAAGUCGUUGUGCAAGAAUCUGUUCACCGGACAGUUGACUUGGGAGACGCGAAUUGCUAUGCAGGCGGCUGAGGAGGCGGUAAAGAAGGUUGAGAACGACAAACUCAACGGUCAGCGCAACGACGAGGUCAAGUUUGCGAAGAAGAACAUGCCUGGCAGAAAGCGAGAUGCUGCCACGGCCGAAGUGGACAAUGACGAGAACGACGCGGGCGACGAGGCCACUCCUGCGGCGCCCAAGACCAGGAAGAAGCCUCGACGUGCCAGCACUGCCAAUUACAUCAACAUCAAUACUCCGAAGCGUGGCCGCGCUGCUACUCAGGAGUCAACUCCAGCUGACGGCAUCGCCACUGGCUCGACCCAGGCCUCCCAAACUCCUGUCGAUCUGGCCUCGCCGGCACCAAUUGACAACACUGUGGGUCAGGUUGGCAGUGCUGUAGCCCAAGCUACCAACCAACCAACUCAAGUGGCUGGAAACUACAUCGAUCAGCAAGGCCAGCAGUCCGGCAACCAGCAGUAUCUGUCUUAUGACAACCAGCCGUACCAGUCGUUCGACAACCAGCAGUACCAGCCGCUCGACAACCAGGAGUACGAGAUGUUUGACAACCAGCAGUACGAGACGUUCGACAACCAGCAGUAUCAGCUGUCCAACGAUCACCUGAACCAGCAGAACUACCAGGGGAACUACAACUACACGAACGCCCAGCAGGCCUCAAUGGACCUGCAGCAGCAGCUCAACCUUCCUCAGGCGAACCAGCAGGGCCAGAUGAUAGCAGCUCAACGCAAUGGCGCGCAGAUUCCCCUUCAACGCCAGGUUGUCCAGCGCAAUCACACGGCUGGCCUUCAGCCGAACGGUCAGACCAGCUUCCAUCACAACAACCAGAUGGCAAGCUUCGCUCUAGACGGUCAGCCUUGCUUCGAUAACAACGAUCAGGCGGCUGGUUUCACUUUGGAUGACCAGACCGGUUUUCCUCAGAACGCCUUUGCCCAGCCUUGCUUCCAGCAGAAUGGUCAGGCUGGCUUGCCUCAGAAUGAGCAAUCAGCUGGCAUUCAACAGCAGAACGGUCAGGCUGGCAUCCACCAGAGCGGUCAGGUGAGUGAUUACCAGCACGGUCAAAUGCCUGUCACCCAGUACGGUCCCAUGACUGACGCCCAGCAGUUUUACAACUCGGUCGUUAACAACUACCAUCACUCCCACGCGCCUGGAACCCCUACUGGCCAAUUGCUUCCCAACACCCAGGGCGCGACCAACCAGAUCAUGGGCAAUAACGUCAACCCGAUGACUGAAGCCAGUGCAAUUCAGGCCUCUUCCACGCAGCCCUGUGCUGUCGUUACCACUGCUGCGACUGUCACCUCUGACCCAGCGGCGAGCGGCCCUGACAAUUCAAUUGCAGAGACCCCUCAGACUAUCGACUUGACCGUCUCUCCAGUGCGAGAGGCCCCUCGGACCUCCUCCACUGCUCCCCAGUCCGUCGGCGCCAUUGCAGCACCCGCCACCUCUGACACCGUCGCGACCAGCGCUCUCACUUCAGUUCAAGACGAUCGGGACUCUGCAGAUCGGCGCGCUAUGCAGCCACUUGAUCACUUCAACCACUUUGAUGGCACUUAUGUCGACUACGUCAACGCCGGAAUGGCGGUCGACCCGGCAAUUUCAGGCCCGUUCUCGGAUUACUUGGAGUACGAGAUUUCGGUCGCCAAUCAGAACAAGGAGUAG
Diaporthe amygdali is the source of this 2181-nucleotide messenger RNA. RefSeq lists its product as uncharacterized. The record is from RefSeq and is a predicted model, not a curated record. The transcript has 2 exons. NCBI's taxonomy places the organism in Eukaryota, Fungi, Ascomycota, Sordariomycetes, Diaporthales, Diaporthaceae. The coding region runs from base 1 to 2181 and encodes 726 amino acids.